UCGACCAAUCAGGUGGAGCUGGGUAACGGCUGCAGUUUGAAUCUCCCCCGGAAAGCAGCGGUCGAUGACAGGCGUGUGUUUCGGUCGUAAACAAGGAUUCCCGGUUCGUUUUUUCCCCUCCAACAGGCCGCAGUUUUCUCCCCCACCCCGAGGAUUUUAAACUGAAGCAAAAAUGUCCAAAAAUCAGAUUUUCUACUCUGACAAAUACAACGACGAAGAGUUCGAGUACAGGCAUGUGGUUCUUCCAAAGCAGCUGUCGAAGCUGGUGCCCUCCUCCCACCUGAUGUCGGAGGAGGAGUGGAGGGGAAUAGGGGUCCAACAGAGCAAGGGCUGGAUUCACUACAUGAUCCACAAACCAGAACCCCACAUCCUGCUUUUCAGAAGGCCUCUUCCAAAGGAGUAGAAGGAAGCAUCUAGAAAAGGCUCUUCUGUGCUCCUGAAGGAGCCAGAGUCUCCUUCACAUGUGCGCCGGCGUCUCCACAAAUGUUUCUGAUGUGUGGAAAAGCUGUGGCUGGUGGGCGCAUCUGUUCUGUCCCAUUCUCUUCGGUUUCAUGGGAAACAUGACUUGAUUCCACGGUGAAUGUGACCAAUGUGAAGCUUAGUGCCUGUCAGUUAAACGUAAAAACACUUUUGAAAUGUAUUUCAGUGUUGAUUUCCCAUCAGUACAGAAAAGCUUUAUUUUGAAAAGGCCCAUUGGGGCUUUUUUUUUUCAGAAUAAAGUUUGAUGUCUGUCUUCUUUAUAUGUUUUGUUGUGUUGGCUGUUUCUGUUGUUGCUGGGCUGUAUCCGGUGAGUCUUAGUUUGUUGUUACUCAAGCAGGAAAAUAAAUAUUAUUUAUUAAACUUG
This is a messenger RNA of Oryzias latipes (Japanese medaka), 844 nucleotides long. It is a transcript of the gene cks2, whose product is annotated as CDC28 protein kinase regulatory subunit 2. Gene Ontology annotation, molecular function: cyclin-dependent protein serine/threonine kinase regulator activity. Lineage: Eukaryota; Metazoa; Chordata; Actinopteri; Beloniformes; Adrianichthyidae. The record is from RefSeq and is a predicted model, not a curated record.